CACUGCGCCCGGUUUUCAUUGUUCGUUCAUGCCUUCGUGAUUUCUUUGGAGUACCUACUUCUACAGAUCACGAGGAAACCAAGAUAAGUUUUCUGUUUCAAAAGUGCUUUUAAGUUUCUAAAAACAUGGCUUUACACGUACCGAAGGCUCCUGGGGUACCCCAGAUGUUAAAAGAAGGCGCACGGGUAAGUUUAUCAAUACAUAACCAACAAUUUCAUUUCGCCCACUCCGGGCCUUCAUAUGUUUUAAAUUCCUAUUAUAACUUUAUUAUUUUUUAAUAAAACAGUUCAAUUUUUUGUAAAACGUAGCGUUUGGUGCCAAAACUAUAUGAUAUUGUUUAAAAAACUUCGAGUUUAACUCAAAUUUCAAUUUUUGUACAUCAACAAAUUCUAGCUAGAAAUUUCUUAAAAGUUCAAAGUAUAUUAAAAGAAACGAAAGUGAUGUUCUCUGGCUUAGAAGAGGCAGUCUACCGUAACAUAAAUGCCUGUAAACAAUUCGCCCAAAGUGUACGCUCCGCCUAUGGUCCUAAUGGAAUGAACAAAAUGAUUAUCAACCACAUUGAUAAACAAUUUGUGACAAGUGAUGCUGGUACCAUCAUUAGAGAACUGGAUGUAGAACACCCAGCUGCAAAACUUAUGGUUUUAGCCAGUCAGAUGCAGGACUCUGAAGUUGGUGAUGGAACUAACUUUGUUAUAGUCUUUUCUGGUGCCCUUCUGGAAGCAGCAGAAGAGCUGUUGCGUUUGGGUGUAACACCAAGUGAAAUUGCUGAUGGUUAUGAGAAAGCUCUUGAGAAAUGCUUGGAAAUUCUUCCUGGACUUGUAUGUGAAGAAAUUAAAGAUUGCAAAAACAUUGAUGCGGUAACCAAAGGAAUCACUCCCUCAAUAAUGUCUAAGCAGUAUGGAUAUGAAGAUUUUAUAGCUUCACUGGUUGCAAAAGCAUGUAUCGCCAUCCUUCCUGAGAAAACUACAUUCAAUGUAGAUAAUGUGAGAAUAUGCAAGAUUCUGGGGUCAGGACUCUUGCAAUCCGAAGUCCUCUCAGGAAUGGUUUUCAAGCGUGAGGUUGAAGGUGAUGUCUCUUCUGCAACAAAUGCUAAAGUUGCAGUGUACUCCUGCCCAGUAGAUAUCACACAAACAGAAACUAAGGGAACAGUUUUGAUAAAAUCAGCUGAUGAACUUCUUAACUUCAGUAGAGGAGAAGAGUCUCAACUGGAGAAACAAAUUAAGGAUAUUGCUGAUGCUGGAGUUAAAGUUGUUGUUGCUGGUGCUAAAUUUGGAGAUAUGGCUUUACAUUUCUUAAACAAAUAUGGUGUAAUGGCUGUUCGUCUCAACUCUAAAUUUGACAUCCGCCGGCUUGCCAAGACUGUUAAUGCUACUGUGCUGCCAAGACUAACAACUCCCACUGCUGAAGAGUUGGGAUAUUGUGACUCCAUUGGUGUUGAAGAAUUAGGAGACACUCGUGUUGUUUGCUUCCGUAUGGAGAGCUCAGAAUCACGGAUCUCUACAGUUGUCAUCAGAGGAUCCACUGACAACUAUAUGGAUGAUAUUGAGAGAGCUAUUGAUGAUGGUGUCAAUACAUUCAAAGGAAUUGCUAGAGAUGGAAAAUUUUUACCUGGUGCCGGAGCCACAGAAAUUGAGUUGGCGGAACAACUCCUUCAGUACGCAGAUACACUGCCAGGUUUAGAACAGUAUGCAGUUCGGAAGUUUGCAGUAGCUUUGGAAAGCAUCCCUCGUGCCUUAGCAGAUAAUUCCGGAGCAAAUGCUACAGAAGUUGUAAAUAACAUCUACAAAGCCCACAAGGAGGGUAACAAAAAUGCAGGAUAUGACAUUGAAUCUGAAAACAAUGGUGUAUGUGAUGCUAAAGAAAAGAAUAUACUGGAUCUCUAUGUCCUGAAGUAUUGGGGUCUCAAAUAUGCUGUUGGUGCAGCUGCAACUAUCCUUAAAGUCGACCAAAUCAUUAUGGCUAAGAGAGCAGGAGGACCAAAACCAAAAGCACCAGCUGGAAGUGAUGAUGAAUCUUAAUUUUUAAUGCAAUAGAUCGCAAAUAAUAUUAACUCGCAA
Spodoptera exigua (beet armyworm) is the source of this 2057-nucleotide messenger RNA. The record is from the annotation of a GenBank genome assembly. Lineage: Eukaryota; Metazoa; Arthropoda; Insecta; Lepidoptera; Noctuidae.